CAUAUACAAACGCGUAGCUCUUAUUUGUUUACGAGUCCUGUAGUUGUCAAUAGCAACGCUACGUAUAGUAAGGAAGUUAAACAUUGUUACAAUCGCAAUAAGAUGGAAGAACUUCAAAAAGUUGGUGUGUUUAUAGAUGAAAUUUACACGGUCCGAGUUGAGCAUCCAAACAUCUCCAGUAGCAAAGUAAUGUUUAAGGAAGAAUGCUUUAAUUACAUCAAAGCAUUCAGUAUUUUUAAAAAGUUUGUGUUUGAUUAUUGUAAUAUAUCUGAAACGUUUGCCAAAGAUGUCGAUAAGGAAAAACUGCGCGCUAUUGGUACUCAAAAUCAAUUAAAAACGGCAUUUAUUCAGCGCCAGAAUCAGCAGCAAGUCUAUCAAUAUGAGAUAUUUGAGCAAACAGUAGAACUUGAACGCUUAAAAGGCGAAUUACAGUUUUUACAGCGAAUUGAAACUGAGCAACAUGAAAUAAUAAACAAUUUUUUUGUCAAUCAAUAUUAA
Drosophila mauritiana is the source of this 498-nucleotide messenger RNA. It is a transcript of the gene IFT20, whose product is annotated as intraflagellar transport protein 20 homolog. Gene Ontology annotation, cellular component: centrosome; intraciliary transport particle B; cilium. The coding region runs from base 103 to 498 and encodes 131 amino acids. Gene Ontology annotation, biological process: protein localization to cilium; intraciliary transport; centrosome localization. The transcript has a single exon. Lineage: Eukaryota; Metazoa; Arthropoda; Insecta; Diptera; Drosophilidae. The record is from RefSeq and is a predicted model, not a curated record.